Messenger RNA from Polistes dominula (European paper wasp), 1676 nucleotides. Its product is annotated as large ribosomal subunit protein eL22. Gene Ontology annotation, biological process: cytoplasmic translation. Lineage: Eukaryota; Metazoa; Arthropoda; Insecta; Hymenoptera; Vespidae. The record is from RefSeq and is a predicted model, not a curated record. Gene Ontology annotation, molecular function: RNA binding; structural constituent of ribosome. Gene Ontology annotation, cellular component: ribosome.
AUGACCACUAUAGCAGAAGAAAAAGUUGGUAAUACUUAUUAGAAACGAUAGUGUCGCGACGGAGCGAAAGAUUCUUUUUGAUUUCUCUUAGCUUGCAAAUAUGGCUUUGACGGUUGCCAAAAAAGCCAAAGGCUCAAGCAGCAAGAAACAAACCCUUCGGGGUAAGGGCCAGAAAAAAAAAGUGUCAGUCAAAUUUACGAUUGACUGCACGCAUCCUGUGGAGGAUAAUAUUAUGGAUGUAGCUAAUUUUGAAAAAUACCUCCAAGAAAAAAUAAAAGUUAACGGAAAGACAGGUAACUUUGGAAAUAAUGUUUCCAUUGAGCGUAACAAAAUGAAGCUUUCCGUUAACAGCGACAUUGAUUUUUCUAAACGGUAUCUUAAAUAUUUAACGAAGAAAUAUUUGAAGAAGAACAAACUACGUGACUGGUUACGUGUAGUGUCUCAAGAUAAGGAGACGUAUGAAUUAAGAUACUUCCAAAUUAAUAGUCAAGAAGACGACGAUGAAGAAGAUGCAGAGUAAAGCUAAAGUUAUUAUCAUUUAUUGCAGAUCAAUCUGUGUAUAUUAAUUAAAAUAAAAUCAAAUUUUGUUAAACAAUAUAAAACGUAUAUAAAUUUUAAUUAAUUGAGAUUCAGGAAGACUAUAAAACAUACUAGAAUAAGCAAAAUGAAAUAGAAGUCGUUCCAUUUAUUUUACAAUUUUUUAAUAUUGAAGAUAAUAGUCAAGACUUUGUCUGAUUGAAAAAACUAGUUCUUGUUCAAUAACUACAGUUGCUACAAUAAUACAAUGCUACAAUAACUAAGUGUUGAUGAUUAUUAUUAGUACUUAGAUGGAUGACUACUUCGAAACGCUGUAUAUUGUUGACUCCAAAGAGAAGCAUCAGUGGUAUGAUGAUAAUUUGAUGAAUGUUAGUAAUUUCAAUUGAAACAUUUCUCGAGUUUCUGAACUGAAAAAUUGCUAUAAAUUUUCCAAAAAGCAUAUUAAAGUUUUAAUUCGUUGGGAAGAUGAAAUAAAACUUAUAAUUAACACUUUAGUGGCCACUCACACAAUAUGUGUGUGAUGACUUGGCCAACCAUUAUCAUCCGCUCAUACAUUUGUGUAAUGUUACCACUGUUUAAAUUGAUUCUUCAAAAAUAUUGCCAGCCCCUAGCAACAUUUAACUGCGUAGACAGACGUGCAGCCAUUAAAGUAUUAAUACUUAUAAAACAAAAAAUUGAAUUUGGAGUACAUAACCUAUAUCAUGAAGAAGAACUUAAUAAAAGGUAGUUACUUUGUGCACACUUAAAAAGUUAGGGUGGAUAAAAGAUAAUCUGUAUAUAACAAUAAUCUUGCUAAAUUAUAUGUCUACAUAAAAAAAAAUCAUAUAUACCUAAAAACAAAACAAAAAGCCCAAAAAAAAAAUAGUUUCGUUAGAAGUGAAGUUGGUAUGAGUGUUUGAGACUAGUUUAAUCCGCUUGUUCAUUUACGGGCAAUCUUUAUAUCCUUGAUUCGUAUUCAGUAAUACGUAAAACGUGACUCUGCCAAUUAGAUACAAAUCGUUCGGAAAAGCGGUCGUACGGUGAUUCAUCGUGAGAUCGUAGAAUUUUCCUAUUAAAUCGUCUAGUAUUAUUAAAGUAAUCAAAAGUCGGACAUUAGGGCGCAGUCCAAGUGACGUACGGGAAUUGUUGUGACAAAAGCG